Molecule: messenger RNA, 1663 nt
Organism: Nipponia nippon (crested ibis)
Lineage: Eukaryota; Metazoa; Chordata; Aves; Pelecaniformes; Threskiornithidae
Source: RefSeq, a predicted model, not a curated record
AUGGCUACGCACGAGGGUAGCGAUACAGAACGAGAUGGAGUAGCCCCAGAAAAGUCCUCUCCAGAAAGAGAGAAGAAAAAGGAACAAUCAGAUGCCUCUAGUUCUCCCAGAACAUCAAAGCAUCAUUACUCAAGAUCACGCUCACGGUCAAGGGAAAGAAGACGAAAGUCAGAUACUGAAGGAAGAAAACACAGAAGCCGGAGCAGAAGCAAAGAGGCAAGAAGACAUGAAUCCAAAGAGAAGUCCUCAAAGAAGCACAAAUCUGAAGACCACAAUGACAAAGAACAUUCUUCUGACAAGGGAAGAGAUAGCCUAAAUUCAUCUGAAAAUGGUGAGGAUAGACAUAAACGCAAAGAGAGAAAAUCAUCGAGAGGGAGGAGUCAUUCAAGAUCCAGGUCUCGUGAAAGACGUCAUCGUAGUAGAAGUCGUGAUAGGAAAAAGUCCCGAUCUCGCAGCAGAGAGAGAAAACGGCGUGUAAGAUCUCGUUCUAGAUCAAGAUCUAGACACAGACAUAGAAGUAGAAGUAAAAGCAGAACUAGGAGUAGAAGCAGAGAGCGAAAGAAAAGAAUUGAAAAGCCCCGAAGGUUCAGCGCACAGGAAGCAUUAGCCAGAAGACUGGAAAGAGCAAAGAAGCUGCAAGAACAGAGAGAGAAAGAAAUGGUUGAAAAACAGAAACAACAAGAAAUGGCUGCAGCAGCUGCAGCCACUGGAGGUUCUGUUAUUAAUGUUGCUGCUCUUCUGGCAUCGGGAACACAAGUAACUCCUCAAAUAGCAAUGGCAGCUCAAAUGGCAGCACUACAAGCAAAAGCACUAGCGGAGACUGGAAUAGCUGUGCCUAGCUAUUAUAACCCAGCAGCAGUGAACCCAAUGAAAUUUGCUGAGCAGGAGAAGAAGCGGAAGAUGCUUUGGCAAGGCAAAAAGGAAGGGGAUAAAUCACAGUCUGCAGAAAUAUGGGAAAAAUUAAAUUUUGGAAACAAGGACCAAAAUGUCAAAUUCAGAAAACUGAUGGGCAUUAAGAGUGAGGAUGAAGCUGGCUGUAGUUCAGUUGAUGAAGAGAGUUACAAAACGCUGAAACAACAGGAAGAGGUUUUCAGAAAUCUAGAUGCACAGUAUGAAAUGGCGAGAUCACAGACUCAUACGCAAAGAGGAAUGGGAUUGGGGUUUACAUCUUCAAUGCGAGGAAUGGAUGCAGUUUGAAAGAAAAAAAAAAAAGGCAGUUUUAAAGUUUGGGACUAUGGAAGGUUCUUGUUCAAAUGUUGGGUCCUUGUUCACCAAAAAGCUAGCAUUCUAGCUUGCAUGGGUGUUGCAUUGACUUUAAUUUAUUGAAAAAUACAAUUUUUUUGUAAAUAUCAGAUCAGUGAUACUGGUGUUAGUGUUGUAAUCAGGUUAUACCCACUUCCAUUAAACUUGACAGAACUAUAGAAGGACAGUAUUUUUUAGUUAAAGUUCUACUUUUCAAACCAAGCAGCAGAUGGGUUAAACUCAUACAUGGAUAUUUCGUGUCCACUGUCUUGUGUACUUUUGUACUUUAACCUUGUACAGUUAUUUUCAAUUCUUGAAACAUGAAAGAAACAUUGUGUAGAUGUUAUUUAGCAGUCUGGGCCAAUAGGCAUAUAAUGCAGUGCAAAAAACCUGGUUAAUAAUAAAGACAUUUUUUCUCUAA